UUUUUGCCAUCCCUACCUCUCUUAUCCUUCUCUUCUUUCCUCCACCAGCAAUGCCUCCGCUUAGGGAACGAGCUCGCCACAAAGCUGGGCGACACCACGCGAGCCCUAUACACUUCAUUUCCCCCGCCGGCGACAACUGCCAGGAGGCUCAACCCACCGCCUUUGCUGUUCGCCCCAGUUUCUCAGGCGAACCAGCAGCAACCACCGCCGGCUCUCAGCACCGAUUACGUGGCGAAGAGACUCACAACUGUGAACACUGUGAGCAACACAAACAACGAGUUCGUCCUCAUUUCGGAUCCUGAUGGAGCUAAGUCCAUCGGAUUGCUCUGCUUCCGCCAAGAAGACGCCGAAGCAUUCAUGUCUCAGGUGCGAUUGCGGAGAAAGGAACUGCAGAGUGGGGCGAAAGUGGUGCCUAUUACUCCUGAACAGGUCUACAUGCUGAAGGUCGAAGGCAUUGCAUUCAGAUUUUUGCAAGAUCCCGUCCAAAUAAAGAACGCAUUGGAGCUGAAAGCUUCUGACAUGAGGAGUGGCUUUGAUAGAGUUCCGGUUUUCCAGGUAUGUUGCUUGCCUCACUACUUAGCUUUCCCUCUUAGUUGCAGGUCAACCGAUAUGAUGUCAAGUGUCUUUGUUGUUGUUGUUGUUGUAGAUCACCAGUUAUGGAAGUAUUGCCACUUAAUUUACCGAAUGAUGUUCUGUUUGGUUUCCUGCUCAAGUAAAGAGAGCGGGAAUUUAGUACUUACAUAGUCCGUCUCUUCCAUGAGAUUUACUGUGACCUAAAUAAUACCUGAUCAAUGCUUUUCCAUGACCCCUCUUAUUCAGUCAGACCUUUAGGUAGUAAAGAAGAAAAAACAGGUGGUUCUGCCCCAUAUAUUUCCAAAAGGAAGACAUAGACAAGGAGCUGGCGAAGGUUUCCAAGUCAUCUGAGAGGCGUGCCUCCGAAUAUAAUGGUAUGAAAGCAUGGAAUCCCUUGGAAGAGUUUUGACUCUGAAGAUUAGACAUUUCUGGUGCUUUGUGAUCGUUGUUACCUAAUACACACAUGCUCGUCUUUUUUUGCCUUGAUCGGUCUUCAGUUAAGCAUCAACUAUAAUGGUUAUGUCCAUGUGUUAGGUUUAGUUGUUGUAUUUGAGUCACCUUGUGUUCGUGUGUUGUGAUUGGGGAGUACAUGGCUCUCUACCAACUUUGAGAUAUUUAGUGCAAAGAAAAAGGUGAAAAAUCCUUGUUAGGAAAUGCCAACUAAAUUGAACUCUUGAAUGACUGGCUACCCAGGGAUAAUAAUAGCAAUAACAUGUAGGAUUCAUGCUCUC
Linum tenue is the source of this 1304-nucleotide messenger RNA. The record is from the annotation of a GenBank genome assembly. NCBI's taxonomy places the organism in Eukaryota, Viridiplantae, Streptophyta, Magnoliopsida, Malpighiales, Linaceae.